GCCAAAUAGGAGAUCGGGAUCCGGACUCCUAUUUAUCCUCCCUUGGGCCCUUUUUUUGGUCUCGUUUUUGCCCUGCUGGGGUAGUGGUAGAAGGAUUCGGCGGGAUGGAACGCGGAGGCCGCCGGCCGACGGCGGAGGAGGUGAUCGCCAAGCUGAAGGACGAUGGAGAUUUCGAUGAACUCCGCCUCAAAAUCAUCCGCAAGGUCAAGGAGAAUGAGGAACUGCGCAAUAGCAUUGUUACAGAGGUUAAGCAAUCUGUAGUACUCAAUGAAGAGGGUUCUGAGAAAUUAAAACUAAGACAACUUUCAGAUGCUAUUUAUCAGGAGCUUGGGAGCAAAAUAAUGGGACAAAUUUCAGAUGAGGUGUGGAAGGUUAUCAAAUCGAAUGAGAGCGAGAUCAGAGGGACGGUGGAAUCAGUGUGUGAUAGAAUAGUGAAACCUGAAGAGAGGAAAGAAGAUUGCUCAUCUCCCCUUAAACAACAAUCAAGAAGUGGUAAAGAAGAUCAUGCGUCUCAAAUAACAGCUUCGACAUGUGAUUCAAAUGCUACUGAUAACGAACCACAGGAACCACCUGGAUUUCCUGUUGCUGAUCGGCAGGGCAGGAAAAGCAAUGAAGUGGAGCACAAGGACAUGCUUCAUGAUCAGAAAUCCAACAAAGAUGAUCUUCACUGCCCACAGCCUGUAGAUGAUGCUGUACCACCUGGCUUCGGUCCACAAAUUAAUGGGAUGGACCAACCAGAUGGUGGCAGUGAUGAGGACCCUGAUGUGCCUCCUGGUUUUGGUUGACAAGUAUCCAUAUUUAGGCUACUACAGUUUGUCACACCAUUUGCUAGUCCAUUUUGGAUGUUCAGAGCUAUCUCUCUAUCUGUCUAUGUGUGCAAGCACGCUCUUAUCUCUUAUUCAGUUAACAUGUGAUUGGAUAACCAUCUGUGGAUGUCUAGUUGUUGUACCCUUUUUGUGAAGAUGUCACUGCUAUGUUUGAACUAGAUUCUCUCUCAAGAGAGAGGUGAUAACCAAUGGGCCAAAGUUCU
Elaeis guineensis (African oil palm) is the source of this 1030-nucleotide messenger RNA. NCBI's taxonomy places the organism in Eukaryota, Viridiplantae, Streptophyta, Magnoliopsida, Arecales, Arecaceae. The record is from RefSeq and is a predicted model, not a curated record.